GGAGGAUCAAUAAAUAGUCAAAGUUGAGGGCAAGAGGCCAGUAGCAUACGGAUUUGCGUUGGGUAAAGAACAUCAUCUGAAUAGAGUGCCGAGGGUGUUGAUACCACAGUGUAUUGGAUUAUAUUUCAUUUUUUUUUUUAAACUAUUGUACAGUUUUUAGUGCGAGGCUCGUUGAGCGGCUCGACCAUGCAACCGCCACCGAGGAAAGGCAAUUAUGCGAAAUUUUUGAAAAAUGUGCACUCUGAACAAGCUGCUAAACUUGCGGCCAAAAAUCAACAUGAGUGUGAUCUUUUGGAAGAUAUAAGAAAUUUCACAUUGAAAAAGUCGGCUAUUGAAAAAUCUUAUUCUGAAGCAUUACUUAAAAUAUCAUCGGCUUACUUAAACAAGAAAAUACCAAAUAUACCAGAUUUAAAAAUAGAUAACGCGGAUGAAAAAUGGAAUAUGUGGAAUGUUUGGCGAACUGUAUUAGAAGAAAAUGAGAAAUUAGCACGUGCGCGAUUGGCUGCAGUCGAAGUAUUUCAACAACAAAUAGCCGAUGACGCAAAAGUUUUGCGUAUGCAUAAAAUGCAGAUAUCCAAAAAGGCAAUAGACCAACUACUGAUAGUACAAAAAGAACUUCAGAUAUGUGUGCAGGAUGUCGAUAAAAAUAAAAAGUUUUAUCACGAUGAAGAACACAGCGCUCAUGAUGUUCGUGAUAAAGCCAAAGAUAUCGAGGAGAAAUUGAAGAAAAAAAAAGGAUCGUUUUUCCAGUCAAUAACUUCAUUGCAAAAAAAUAGCGCCAAGGUAACAUCAAAACGCGAUGCUCUGGAAGAAAAAUCAACGGGUGCACGUAACGAUUACUUGUUGAGUCUGGCUGCUGCCAACGCCCAUCAGAAUCGCUACUUUGCUGUCGAUUUACAAAAUACAAUGCAGUAUCUCGAACAAAAUGUUUAUGAUAAAGUACAAGAGUAUUUAACGCUGAUGGGACGCACUGAGUUGUUAACUUGUAUGGCCACGCAAAACAGCUUUGGAAAAAUUCGCGAUCAAGCACAACAGCUUACAAGGGAGUACAAUAUCCAAUGCUGCAAUUUAUAUUACCCAGUAUUAAAGCAACAUAUACAGUACGAAUUUGAGCCUUGUGACAGUGAUCCAAUUGAUAGGGUAACCGCUGAUCACUCAGCUGCAACGACGUUGGGCAAAGAAGCCAAACGAUGGUCAUCAAAAAUAGCCCGGGAAAUAAGUAAUAUACGUGAAAACACAAGAAAAUUACAAGCGAUGCUUCAGCUCAAGGAGUCCGGACAAAAGAGUGACCCAAAUGAUCCAACUGGUCCAGAUUUAGACACUAAAAUUGAUGAAUUGAAACACAAUAUACGGCGCGCUGAGACUGCUAAAAUGAAAGCUGAAGCUCGGAUUGAAUGUCUACGUGCUGGUGGAGUUAAUGUCGAUGAAUUUAUGCAAGAAGCCGAAACACUGAGUGUACAGGACAUGCCUCGUUCAGCAAGCUCUUUGUCAGUACGCACUGACGCAUCAGGAGUUGCGGAACACCCGUCCUCAGAUUCAUUUUACGACAGCGACAAUGACGCUGGUAGCGAUUUGACGACCGUCGAAAGGCCUGGCAGCGCACGUCAUUCAAGUCAACAUGAGGACGAAUCUUACAGUGAACGAGAGAGGCACGAUAGUGCUGAAGUUGAUGCUCUACUGGAAGAAGAAAAGCAACGGAUGGAAGAUACAGUGGCUGGUUGGGACGAUCCAACAUCUAUUGAUUGGGGAACUACUGACGAAAAAGGCGAAGUAGUAACUACUGAUGCUGGUGGUGAAGCAACAGAUCCAAAUGCCGGUCUACAAAUAUUUAAAUGCACCGCUCUUUAUUCUUACACUGCACAAAAUCCAGAUGAAUUGUCAAUUGUAGAGAGUGAACAAUUGGAAGUAGUGGGUGAGGGCGACGGUGAUGGAUGGCUCAGAGCCAGAAAUUAUCGUGGAGAAGAAGGAUAUGUACCGCAGAAUUACUUGGACGUCGAAAGAGAAAUAACUUCUACGGUUGGACUGACAUCCCAGCCGGGAUUAGUUACACAGAUAUCAUUUUCAUCGGUAGAUUACACUAUUGACGAUCAUGACGCAGUUGAUCCUGACGCUCAUCUUUACUCGCAACAGGCUCAGGCUCAAGAUGAACAACCGCAAGAACCGGACACUCAGUAUCAAUAUCCACCAGCAGCUGCUGCUACAGUUGAUGAUCCUGCGGCGAGAUACUGCAUCGCUCUGUACGACUACGACGCGACUUGUGACGAAGAACUAACGUUCUUGGAAGGCGAUGUGCUGAAAAUAAUAAAAACUGAACCGCAUGACGUCGACGAUGGCUGGUGGGAAGGAGAACUACAAGGACGCAGGGGACUGUUUCCGUCAUUGGUCGUUGAGCCUUGUGCUCCUGAUGGUUCACCGCUUACUCCUCAGGAAAGCAUGACACCACCAAGUUCAGCUCCACCGGUUUUCACCCCUCCUGAGGUCCCAGAGUAUGCGCUCACUGAAGAACUUGCUUUGGCUUUCGAAGAAAAAUCAGUAAUAAUUAAUGGUGAGCCUGAAAACUUUUCGAUGAUAAUGUCUAAGGAUCAAAAGAGUCAUUACGGAAGUCAGUUUGACGAAAAUGAGAGCAAAGCACCGGGAAUAAUAGUCGUUCAAGUAUCGGAUGAGGGGGACAAGGGAGAGUCAGAGCAGGAUGACAAGCCAGGAAAAGUUUGCGCAGACCGGCCUAAAACAAAAGUGAACAGGAAAGCUGAGCAGGAUGACGCGGGUUUAGGAGUUGCGCAGAUCGUCAUCACAGCCGCGACUCCGAUGGAAGAAGUCGACCGACCGUUCCCCGGUGAAGAAGACGAAGAUCCAGUCAAUGAAGUGAAUACUGAGACUCAGGAGGACAACGUCCAGCCAAAAGCUGAUGUCCAGGAACCGGAAGUUACUAAAGAAGAUAUUAAAAGUGAUAUAGAACACCAAGAAACGCCGCCUAAUGAAGAGGUUGAAGAAAAAUCAACCGUCGAUGAUUUGCCAGCAGACUCAGCACCUUUUCCGGUGAGCAGCAGCUCCGGAAGUGAAGCUGACUCGACAUCUGGGCCUAGCACUGCUGAUAAUUCAGCGUCACUGCCUUCUCGUGGUACUGUUAUCGAAAUGCAAGUCGAAAAUAACGAAACAAGCGAUGAACAACCCGAUAUUAUUCCCGAGAAAAUGUUGGUCGGCGGACGGGCCAGCAUACCUGAUGAAUUGCAGCCAGAUCAACUCGAAAAACUGCAGAAUCUAAAGGAAUCCAACGCCUAGGAUUGACUUAACCUCGGGUAUGAGGAUAAUGAUGCCUUAAUUGACAAACUGGCUCUUCCGCAUAAUCAUCAAAGUAAAUUUAAUCGUUUGAUGAAAUUUUGGAAUAAUAAUUAUCCGGUGGGUUACGGGAAUAAAGACUCGAAUGAAUUUUAUUUCAGUUGUAACAGUACCGAUAACAUUAAUAAUAAUAAUAAUAAUGAUGCUAAUGCUGAUGCUGAUGAUGAUGAUGGUGUUUAAGUAAAAGAUAAAGAUAUGACUAAAGAAAAUAUAAAUAAUAAACGCUAUGUCCCGUGUGUGUUUCUUAAUGAAAAUUCCCCGACAAGAAAAUGUUCAUUAAUUAUUAUUAUCAAUUAUAAUAAAAUAUUUUUAUGUUGAUAUUAUGUACACAAAUUUUUUCUAGGCAAUACUCUAGGUAACUAUCGUAAUACGUUGUGAUUUUUGCAACGUUAUCGCUAUAUAUAUAAAUAAAUAAAUAAAUAAAUAUUAUUAUUAAUAAAUUAUAAAGAAACAAAGAACAAUAAUGUGAAAAAAUAAGUAAAAGAAAUG
Molecule: messenger RNA, 3825 nt
Organism: Microplitis demolitor
Lineage: Eukaryota; Metazoa; Arthropoda; Insecta; Hymenoptera; Braconidae
Product: protein nervous wreck
Exons: 18
Coding region: 187-3279 (1030 amino acids)
Biological process (GO): neuromuscular synaptic transmission; regulation of actin filament polymerization
Cellular component (GO): neuromuscular junction; recycling endosome
Molecular function (GO): protein binding
Source: RefSeq, a predicted model, not a curated record